GAGAGCUCGCCAGUCGCCGCCGCGGCCGCCUCGGAAUCUUGGGACUCGAGAGACUGCGAGAGCCAGUCUCAGCCAGACCCCAGGGAAAGCGCGGGGCUGCUGCACCCCGCCACACCUGGGAGCAGUGAGGACCGGGAGAGGCGGGGCGCGGCAGGAGGGUGGCCCGGUGCCUGAGCAGCUUCGCCGAAAGCCGGCCGGACUGGAGCAAGGCGAACGGGGAGGGUCUAGAGGCAGAGUCCAGCUCCUCCAAGGGAGGGACCCCAGCUGGGGUGGAAAACCAGCACCAGCAAGCUGCAGAGACGCGCCGCGCUGAUCAUGGAGCGGAGCGGCCCCGGCUCCGCGCGGCCGCAGCAGCAGUGGGACCAGGACUCGGUCGAAGCGUGGCUGGACGAUCACUGGGACUUUACCUUCUCUUACUUUGUUAGGAAAGGCACCAGAGAAAUGGUCAAUGCAUGGUUUGCUGAGAGAGUUCACACCAUCCCUGUGUGCAAGGAAGGCAUCAGAGGCCACGUGGAAUCUUGCUCUUGCCCCUCGCAGCAGAGCCCCCGUGCAGAGAGCAGUGUCCCUGGAACACCAACCAGGAAAAUCUCUGCCUCCGAAUUUGAUCGACCUCUGAGGCCCAUCGUUGUCAAGGAUUCUGAGGGAACUGUGAGCUUCCUCUCUGACUCAGAAAAGAAGGAGCAGAUGCCUCUAACCCCCCCACGGUUUGAUAAUGAUGAAGGGGACCAGUGCUCGAGACUCUUGGAAUUAGUGAAAGAUAUUUCUAGCCACUUGGAUGUCACAGCCUUAUGUCACAAAAUUUUCUUGCAUAUCCAUGGCCUCAUCUCCGCUGACCGCUAUUCCCUGUUCCUUGUCUGUGAGGACAGCGCCAACGACAAGUUUCUUAUUAGCCGCCUCUUUGACGUUGCAGAAGGUUCAACACUGGAAGAAGCUUCAAAUAACUGUAUCCGCUUAGAGUGGAAUAAAGGCAUCGUGGGACACGUGGCAGCUCUUGGUGAGCCCUUGAACAUCAAAGAUGCAUAUGAGGAUCCUCGGUUCAAUGCAGAAGUUGACCAAAUUACAGGCUACAAGACACAAAGUAUUCUUUGUAUGCCAAUUAAGAAUCAUAGGGAAGAGGUUGUUGGUGUAGCCCAGGCCAUCAACAAGAAAUCGGGAAAUGGUGGGACAUUCACUGAAAAAGAUGAAAAGGACUUUGCUGCUUACUUGGCAUUUUGUGGAAUUGUUCUUCAUAAUGCUCAACUCUAUGAGACUUCACUGCUGGAGAACAAGAGAAAUCAGGUGCUGCUUGACCUUGCUAGCCUAAUUUUUGAAGAACAACAAUCAUUAGAAGUAAUUCUAAAGAAAAUAGCUGCCACUAUUAUCUCUUUCAUGCAGGUGCAGAAAUGCACCAUUUUCAUAGUGGAUGAAGAUUGCUCCGAUUCUUUUUCUAGUGUGUUUCACAUGGAGUGUGAGGAAUUAGAAAAAUCGUCAGAUACUUUAACAAGGAGCAGCCCUGGGAAGUGUGUCUGCAGUACAAACACAGCCCUGGGUUUCAGAGCACAGGAACGUGAUGUGAACAGAAUCAAUUACAUGUAUGCUCAGUAUGUCAAAAACACUAUGGAACCACUUAAUAUCCCAGAUGUCAGUAAAGAUAAAAGAUUUCCCUGGACAAAUGAAAACACAGGAAAUGUAAAACAGCAGUGCCUUAGAAGUUUGCUUUGUACGCCUAUAAAAAAUGGAAAGAAGAAUAAAGUGAUAGGGGUUUGCCAACUUGUUAAUAAGAUGGAGGAGACCACUGGCAAAGUUAAGCCUUUCAACCGAAAUGAUGAACAGUUUCUGGAAGCUUUUGUCAUCUUUUGUGGCUUGGGGAUCCAGAACACACAGAUGUACGAAGCAGUGGAGAGAGCUAUGGCCAAGCAGAUGGUCACAUUAGAGGUUCUGUCAUAUCAUGCUUCAGCUGCAGAGGAAGAAACAAGAGAGCUCCAAUCCUUAGCGGCUGCCAUGGUACCAUCUGCCCAGACCCUUAAAAUCACUGACUUCAGCUUCAGUGACUUUGAGCUAUCUGACCUGGAAACGGCACUGUGCACAAUCCGGAUGUUCACUGACCUCAACCUUGUGCAGAACUUCCAGAUGAAACAUGAGGUUCUUUGCAGGUGGAUUUUAAGUGUUAAGAAGAGCUAUCGGAAGAAUGUUGCCUAUCAUAAUUGGAGACAUGCCUUUAAUACAGCUCAGUGCAUGUUUGCCGCACUAAAAGCAGGCAAAAUUCAGAACAGGCUGACUGACCUGGAGAUACUCGCACUGCUGAUUGCUGCCUUAAGCCACGAUUUGGAUCACCGCGGUGUGAAUAACUCUUACAUACAGCGAAGUGAACACCCACUUGCUCAGCUCUACUGCCAUUCCAUCAUGGAGCAUCAUCACUUUGACCAGUGCCUGAUGAUCCUGAACAGUCCUGGCAAUCAGAUUCUCAGUGGCCUCUCCAUUGAAGAAUAUAAGACCACGCUGAAAAUAAUCAAGCAAGCUAUUUUAGCUACAGACCUAGCACUGUACAUUAAGAGGAGAGGAGAAUUUUUUGAACUUAUAAGAAAAAAUCAAUUCAACUUGGAAGAUCCUCAUCAAAAGGAAUUGUUUUUAGCGAUGCUGAUGACAGCUUGUGAUCUUUCUGCAAUUACAAAACCCUGGCCUAUCCAACAACGGAUAGCAGAACUUGUUGCCACUGAAUUUUUUGACCAAGGAGACAGAGAGAGAAAAGAACUCAACAUAGAGCCUGCUGACCUAAUGAACAGGGAGAAGAAAAACAAAAUCCCAAGUAUGCAAGUUGGAUUCAUAGAUGCCAUCUGCUUGCAACUGUAUGAGGCCCUGACCCACGUAUCGGAGGACUGUUUCCCUUUGCUGGAUGGCUGCAGAAAGAACAGGCAAAAAUGGCAGGCUCUUGCAGAACAGCAGGAGAAGACAUUGAUUAAUGGGGAAAGCAGCCAGGCCAAGCGGAACUGAGUGGCCUAUUCAUGCAGAGUUGAAGUUUACAGAUGGUGUAUUCUGCAGUAUGCCUAGUUUUGCUAUACACUGUACAGAUUUGGUGUAUACUUUGCCACUGCUGUAUUUUUAUUUUUGCACAACUUUUGACAACACAGCAUGAAAUGUUUUUAGAGGACUAUUGCAUAUUUUCUGUAUAUUUGUUUUAUGCCACUGAACUGAGAUUAUCAAUGACACCUACUCUUAGCACAUGGAUACGAGCUCUGUUUGUGAUAUUUUGUGUACUGCGAGGUACAAGUUGCAUUCUUGCACUGAGGCUGGUUUUUUUGUUUUUUUUGUUUUUUCUUGCUGGGGAUUUUAAAUAAUUGGUUUUGUGUUUUCUGAAUUACCAAUCUUUCAAGAAUGUUUGGAAUCGUUUUUCUUAAAAACAGGCUAGGAGCGAAGUGAAUAUAUUCUGUGACAUUUAAAACCUUCAUAGAAUAGAGAAAAAUAUUGGCUGAGUGGAUUUUAAGAGGAAUGGGGGAUAUUUGUCAACACUGUAUUACCUUAACAAAAAAAGUUAAAACUUUAAACAAAUGGAAAGUACUAUAAGGUAGUACUGUAAAGAAAAGGCAUUAUUUAAUUAUUUUGCUUUUUUUGUUGUUAGAGAACAGGCAGAAGAGAAAUUUCUCAUUUCAGUGCAAUAAAUCUAUCCAAAGGCUACCCAUAAACUCGCUUUGAUCUAACCUACCUGACGGAAAGCAGGGGAAACCCUGGGAGAAGAUCCAGUCACUGACUUUACUGAGGGAUGAGUGUGAUGCAGAAAUGGAACAGCCAAGGAUGGCUGCCAGUGAAGAGGACGUUCUGCUGGAAGACACUCCUGACAGUCAGUGAGUGUUCUGAAUCCUGAACUUCCUUUUGUAAAUAACUUCCUUAUCGUUCACCUUAUAAGCCACAGCUUGUUUAAGUCAACACUUUAAAACUCAACAGGAGAGCGAGAAAAAGUGAUCAUGGGAGCAUUGGCCUGAAGUGAGAGAUGACUGUAUAGGAUAAGAGGGUACAAAAUGAAUCAUAUUUUUUUUCUGUUUGUUAAAUGGAGUACAGAGAAAAGUACAAACAGCAAAGCGCUAUCCUUGAUACUAGGGUCAAAAAUUAAAUCGAGGGAACAAUAUGGUAAGAAACCUCAAGCUUGAGUAAACUUAGCAGUAUUUAGUUUGUGACUGAGAAACUGCCAUAGUUUGGUUUACAGGACUAGUCAACCCAGAAUCACAGAAGUUUGGGUAUGCACCCUAAACACUGGCCCUGAGCUUGUAGUUAGUGGUAUCUACUUCUCACAGCUUUUAGUACAUUUAGAAAAUGUUAACACUUUCUUAGAAUUUGAGCCCAUUUAAUUGUAUUCCCACUGUACAUGUGUGCCCCUAAAGACACUUUUAUUACAUAUUGGAGAAGUAGAUAAUGAACUGAGAACCUAGUUCAGGAAAAGAAAAUCUGCUCUAAAUAUGCAAUAAUGUUUGUGGGCAAGAGUAGGAAGAGAGGUAUUUGUUUGAUCUGUUCACCCGCUUCCCCACCCCUGAAUAAAGUUUCUGAGUUUCUAUAACUA
This is a messenger RNA of Eubalaena glacialis (North Atlantic right whale), 4528 nucleotides long. RefSeq names its product phosphodiesterase 5A (gene PDE5A). The record is from RefSeq and is a predicted model, not a curated record. Gene Ontology annotation, biological process: signal transduction. Lineage: Eukaryota; Metazoa; Chordata; Mammalia; Artiodactyla; Balaenidae. The coding region runs from base 316 to 2970 and encodes 884 amino acids. Gene Ontology annotation, molecular function: protein binding; 3',5'-cyclic-GMP phosphodiesterase activity. The transcript has 22 exons.